AUGUCCCCCGCAAUUUAUCUUCUUCUAUUUGGACAAGACGUGAUUCGAUUCGCAGGCGUGACUCGUCGGACACCAGACGUGAUUCCGCUCGAACUGGAAUUCGCCGCGGCGGGUCGGCUUCUAAAAUUCUUUGUCGUCGUGGGGAACGUCAUGCAGAUCUGGGCCCGCGACUCCCUUCCCUCGUUCGAGGAGCUGCAGCCGGAGCCCGCUCUCCUGGCGAGCUCGGAGACCAUCCCGACGAGGGCACAGAUGAGGAUGCAGCGCUGGCCCGGGAAGAGGAGUUACUGCCAUACGAUUGGCAGGGGAUGUGGCGGCCCGCAACACCGCCAGGCGUGGGAAGAGCUGAGCACGGAGCUCGACCACAACGCACGGGCGCUCGCGCUCCACUUUGUGGACGACCAGUGCAAGGACCUGCCGCCAGAACGACGAGCGGCUUCCGCUCGGUUCGUGGAGCUCCUCCUGACUACAGGGUUGGAGCUUUUGUGCAGCGUGGCCUCAAAGCUGCACAGCCUGGAAGUGGAGCAGUGCUGGGCGUGGGACCUUAACGGUGAGAGAUCCGGCGAGCAGUACUCGGCGCCGUGGUGCAUCAAGCGCGUGCUCAGUCUACUCCUAAAUGGCAUGAUACGCAGCGGGUGGGUGCCGGACAUUUCCAACCAGGCGCUGGGCGCGUACGACUGCUGCGCCCGCUACGAGGGCUGCCACGAACACUUUCUUCUCGUCGCCGGACGGCGGGAGAGGCAGCAGACAUAUUCAAAGAAGUGGCGCGCGAAACGGAACUGA
Emiliania huxleyi CCMP1516 is the source of this 780-nucleotide messenger RNA. RefSeq lists its product as hypothetical. Bases 1 to 780 code for a protein of 259 amino acids. NCBI's taxonomy places the organism in Eukaryota, Haptophyta, Isochrysidales, Noelaerhabdaceae. The record is from RefSeq and is a predicted model, not a curated record. The transcript is spliced from 4 exons.